This is a messenger RNA of Rhagoletis zephyria (snowberry fruit fly), 1161 nucleotides long. RefSeq lists its product as uncharacterized. Gene Ontology annotation, cellular component: cytoplasm. Gene Ontology annotation, molecular function: acid phosphatase activity; non-membrane spanning protein tyrosine phosphatase activity. Gene Ontology annotation, biological process: protein dephosphorylation. The record is from RefSeq and is a predicted model, not a curated record. Lineage: Eukaryota; Metazoa; Arthropoda; Insecta; Diptera; Tephritidae.
UAAGUGAUGUUAAACAAGACAACGUGCUUACGUCGUAACCAUAUGAUUGGAUAACGAAUGUCAUAAAUGACAUCAAAAGCCAAAUUGAACAACAGUGCAAUAGAUUUGAGACAUAUUUGAGAAAAAUAAUACUUACAAUUAAAUAGCACGAAGAUGGUCAAGAAGAUUUUGAUGAUCUGUUUAGGUAAUAUUUGCCGUUCUCCCAUUGCCGAGGCGGUAAUGAUUGACACAAUCGAAAAAGCCGGCGCCUCCGCUGAUUGGGAAGUGGAUUCUGCUGCAAUUGGCGAUUGGCAUCGUGGCAGUCCACCUGAUCAUCGAGCAUUGAGCACAAUGAAGAAACAUGAUUUACCCUACAACAAUCGAGCCCGUCAAAUAAAGAAGCAAGAUUUUCAUGAUUUUGACUACAUUUUCGGCAUGGAUGAGGAAAAUAUGGGUGAUUUGCGUUCGCUUGCGCCAGCGAAUUCCAAAGCUAAGUUGCUAAUGUUAGGUGAUUUCGGGCUGGAUAAAAGUGAUCGCAUCAUCGUGGAUCCUUACUAUCAACGAGGCGAUGCUGGUUUCGAAAAAGCUUAUCAGCAAUGCGUUAAAGCGUGUGCGGCGUUUUUCAAACAAGCUGUGGCUGGCAAUACUUGUCGUUCACCAAUGGCGGAAAGCGUCAUGAAGCACUGGGUACAAGAAUACGAUCUCAGCUGGGAAGUGGACAGCGCUGGCCUGAGAACGUGGAAUAUAGGCCGUAAGCCAGAUGAUCGCUGUAUCAAGGUACUGGCAGAGAAUAGCCUUACAACAGAUCAUGUGGGAAGACAGAUUACGAUAAUGGACUUCUACAACAAUGACUAUAUUCUCGCCAUGGAUGAGCAUAAUUUGCAUGAGCUAGAAACCCUUGCAAAGGAUUCGAGCCAACAGCGUUGCGCAAAAGUCGAGUUACUGGGAAAGUAUAUUGACCGUGCUGAAGACCAAAUUAUACGUGAUCCCUAUUUUUGCAAUUCAAUAGGUGGCUUUCGAUGCGCUUUUCUGCAAAUAACCGAAAGCUGCCAAAAUUUCAUAGCGGAACACAUGUAUACUGAUUAGAAACACUUUGGAAAUAUUUAAAAUUGUAAAACGUACCUUAAAUGCAUGCUUAAAUGUACAAUGAAGUAGUCAUUCAUAAAUUUCAUGUAAAAAAUA